This is a messenger RNA of Scophthalmus maximus (turbot), 1697 nucleotides long. It is a transcript of the gene tmlhe, whose product is annotated as trimethyllysine hydroxylase, epsilon. The record is from RefSeq and is a predicted model, not a curated record. Lineage: Eukaryota; Metazoa; Chordata; Actinopteri; Pleuronectiformes; Scophthalmidae. Gene Ontology annotation, cellular component: mitochondrion. Gene Ontology annotation, biological process: carnitine biosynthetic process. Bases 373 to 1590 code for a protein of 405 amino acids. Gene Ontology annotation, molecular function: trimethyllysine dioxygenase activity; iron ion binding. The transcript is spliced from 7 exons.
UCAUACAUUCAUGACAAUAUAUUCAAUUCCGGUGAAAAAGUUCUCGGAAAUAUUACACACUGUAGCUUUAAGGGAAAAAAGGCAGGUUCUGUCGCUCAGUCGGCAACAAGUGAUCCACACUGAACCCAACAUUACAAUCUUUGUAAACAUCCGGUUGCGCGCAAACCUGUGCCAGAGGUCCGACCUGAGCGGCAUCGAACCACCUCACGUGAGAAACUGUGCAGUCUUUAAUGAUUGAUCCCGGGGCUUGACGUGAUGAAUGUUAUGGGAUGAACGACUCGCUGGAGUGACAGUGAAGGGGCCUGUUCCGCGACCUGCGCCGUUAAUCUCCAAGGUUCGUUCUUUCGGAAGCGAGUUGCGCCGGUGGCCGCGAUGUUGGGCGCGUUGCAGAGGAGCCUGCGACCCGCGCUGAGUCGGGCUCGUCCGUGGAGGCGCGAGCUGCAGGUGACCCGCGCCUGCGCGGCGACCCCCGCCGCUGCUCUCCGCCUGCACGACGACCACCUCGUGGUCCACCACGAGGGGACCCCGAUCCGUCUGAACUACGUGUGGCUGCGGGAUCACUGCCGCUCCGCAUCCUCCUACAACUCCAAGACCAACCAGAGGAACCUGGACACCGUGAGCAUCGACCUGGACAUCCGCCCUGACUGCACAGCGCUGGAGGAUGGUCACCUCGUCCUCGCGUGGCCCGGUGGUCACGUGUCAAAGUACAGCCUGAGCUGGUUGGCUCAGAACAGCUAUGAGGGAAAGAAGAAGAGCAGCGUCCAGCCACGCAUCCUGUGGAACUCGGACAUCUACCAAAAUGCAAACGUACCGUCUGCCAAGUGGGAGACGUUCAUGAGCUGCGAUGACGAACUGAAGAAGUUUCUGCACAACUACCUUCUGUACGGGAUCGCUUUUGUCGACGACGUCCCCGCCACGGUGGAGGCCACAGAGGCCGUUUGCCAGAGGGUCAGUCUCAUCAGAGAGACCACAUAUGGAAGAAUGUGGUGCUUUACCUCAGAUUUUUCCAGAGGAGACACUGCCUACAGCCAGCUGGCCCUGGAUCGUCACACUGACACUUCCUACCUUCAGGAGCCGUGCGGCAUACAGGUUUUCCACUGCCUAAAGCACGAGGGGACUGGGGGGAAGACGCUGCUCGUGGAUGGAUUCCAUGCUGCGGAGAAACUACGGCAGCAGUCACGUGAAAACUUUGAGCUGCUUGCCCAUGUGCCCAUCAGGCACGAGUACAUUGAAAACUCUGACAACCACCGGAACCACAUGAACGGCAUCGGCCCCGUGCUCGACGUCUACCCAUGGAACAAUGAGGUUUACCUGAUCAGAUACAACAACUAUGAUCGAUCCGUGAUUAACACAGUGCCCCAUGACGUGGUCCAGCGAUGGUAUGUGGCAUAUCGGGAGUUGACAACAGAACUGAGGCGGCCAGAGAACGAGCUGUGGGUGAAACUGACUCCAGGGAAAGUGAUUUUCAUAGACAACUGGCGCGUCAUGCAUGGCAGGGAGUCCUUCACCGGCUUGAGGCAGCUCUGUGGAUGUUAUCUGACCAGAGACGACGUCCUCAGCGCUGCACGUGGCUUUGACCUGCAGGCCUGAUCCUGGACAUGUGAAGGUUGAUUCACUGCUGUGCCUUGUUGUUUAGAUAUUUAUAAAGGUUUAAUUAAAUCUGUGCUUCUUCGAGUCAGAAGAAUCUUAUCGAAAUC